UGUGAAGCAUCCCUCAUAUGAGGAUGGACUGAGAGAGGUGGUGGAAGAAAUUCUUUGCAAUUGAGCUCUCCUGUCACUCCAGUGAAGUGAAGCAUGAAUUCAAAACAGCCAUAGGAACAGUUGCUUGAAGAAUAUCAGAGAGGAAGGGGCUGAUACCCAGGAUCUCUACACUGAUGGGCAGGCAACUCAGCAGCGCCAGUUCCAAGCCUCCUCGGCAGUCUCAGCCUGCAACCCCAUCAAGCAGCUGGAGAACGACGGUAUAAUCAUCCUUUUGAAGAUGAUUUACUUAUUUCCAUGGAAACUCUGACUUACGAUACACCUGAUGGACAAAAACACUGGGAACACAUAUCAGCCAAGAAGAUAAAAACCUGGAAGCAGGAAUUAUUUAAGAGGAAUAGAAGAAGUCAAAGGAAUGCAGAAACGUCAAAGCAACAGGCCAGUGAUUUUGAAGAUGAACAUCCAACAGUAUGUCAGGAAUCUCCUGAGAACUCCCAUGUGGAUGCAUCUGACAUAGGUGGAGAAAGUGAUGCUGAGAUAGUUUCAGUAAGAAGAAAAUUUGAAGACAUUCACUUCCAGAAUUCGGAUGUAGAUGAUGAGAAAAAGCAAGAGAAAGUAAAAGUUCAAGUGGAUGUGAUAGUACAAGAUAAUGCUAGAAAUAUUCCCCAAUGGAUUACGGUAGCACCUCAAGGCUCAUUGAAAGCGCUUCCUUCAGCUUCACCAGGGCGAGAACUGAUCGGCAACCAAGCUGCUGUUUACAGAAAUAAAGGAGAGUUUUCGAAUGAAUGUUCUUCCAGAUCUCUAUGGUUACAGUUUUCUAGUGUUCCCAUUUCAACAAAUACCGUAAUCAUAUCCAGGGAUCCACCUUCUCCAGAGCUGAAUAAAAGUUGCUGGGAUAGUGUAUUAGAAGAGUAUCAGUCUGCAGAUGAGGCCUGCUCCUGGAGCAGUCUAACUCUUGCUGACUUGUAUCCGGCGAUGGUAAAGAUACUUACAAGGCUUAUGACAAAGCAGUCUCGGAGAAAAGAGUUAAGAUAUAUGUUUAGAUGCUUCAGGCACAAAAGAUGGCAUUCUAGAAGACUGAAGCUCAAUGUCACUUUAGACAAAAUAAGAGAGUUCAAGUCUCUUAAUCUGAAGCAAGCACAAUCCAGCAUAUGCAGCGAUAACAUUGAAGACAUACAGAAUCGAAUGUCUGGAAAUGAGAACGGAGAACUCUGUGAUGUCAAGUGUUCCAAUAACAAUUUCUCAGGUCUGGUACCUUAUUCUCACAUUGACACAAAAGCAAUUAAAGAAGACUACUCUGAAACAAGUUUAGAACACCAUUUGGUGUCUGUAGAAGGGCAGAAAGUUUCCAAACAGACCCAUUUUCCUAAUGUUAUGGCUAGAAUGGGAGAGACCUUUCUAGUUGAAGAUGCCUUACAGACUACCGUCACACUGAAGAGUUCAAAAUGCAAAGGUGAAAAAUUAGCAUGCAAAUGUUCCUCUGAACAUCGUUUUAUAACAACUACAGCCAGUUCAGGGUCAACGGCAUUUCAGCUGGUGAAAGCAAGUAAAACUCAAAAAACUGACUUUCCUGAUGGUAAUACUUUAGGGCUGCGUUCAUCCACUUACAGUUCCUAUGGCAACAGUAACACUUUUACACCAGUCACAAACUGUUCCCUUGUAAGAGCAUCAAAUACAUUGCUAAUAAAUCCUGAAAACCUAACUUCUGGAAGACUAACUUCUUUCCAGCACAAGCAGUCGUUUACCUCACUGUCUACAGUGCCGAGUACUUCAAAUGUGCCUCAGAAAUACGAAGAUGCGUUUGAGAAACUGUACUACAAACUGUGUUCCACAGCAAUCCAAAAGCCUUGGCCAUCGACAAGACCUCGUUCAAAUUCACAAAACCUUGAAGAGAGAGGCAGAUUAGUAAAGAGUAAAUUAAGGAAUUCUGUGAGCUUUGAUACGCACUGUGACAGAGAAUUUGACAGGAUCUAUGAGCAGUCAUGUAAGAAGGCUGUUCCAAAACUUCCUGGCUUUCAGAGCGCUUCAAAUGUAAGGAAAUACGAGGGAAUGCAGAUGUCUGAAACUGUAAAUGCUCUUGUAUACUCACCUGUCCGAACUUUACUUGCAAUUCCCAGUGUUAAAAGGAUAGGAAGUUUUCAAAAUGAUAUUAUUUGUUCACCAGGAAAGCGACUGAAAAAUAUGCCAGAACAUUAUUCUCCUUCAGCAAAACAUCAAGUUUAUCACAGAAAAAACAUCACUUUUCCCACAGCUGGCAUGGAUUCUUUGAACACAUACAGUGGUGGUAGCUCCAGCUUUUUUGACAGUCACAGCUUUCAGAGUCAGGACUCUGGCUUUCAUGACUCUUCAGAUAAAAUCUCUCUUAGUAUUCCUGGAACUUCCCUGCAAGGUUACUGCUUUUCAUCACCAGAAUCUGGGAUUGCAAAUGUCCACUCUGGCUGGCCUGGGGCAAUGAAGAAUUGCAGCUAUCCCAGAAAUGCAUCAAAGCAUCACGAAAGGGUGUACAGAAAACUAAGCUACACUGAUGGGAAAGACCAAAAUCCUAGCAGUUCCUUGGGCAACUUCAUGGUCAAAACUCAUCAAGGAGCAUUCAUGGACUGCUACAAAGAAAACGUGUUAUAAACCUUGCAUUUGUUUUGGUUCUCUUUCUUCUUCCAAGAAUAACGGCUGUGUUAUAUAUGUUUAAUUCCAAUCUAUUUCCCUGUAAUAAGAUCUUCAGGAACCGGAUUGUCCGUUCUGACGGGGCGCUGCUUACUCCUUUGGCUUCAUCAGGAAUUGCAAGAGAAUCAGGGCUCUUUUCCGUAGCUAAGUUUAAAUUACGUUUUUACUAGUGUUUAUAAUAACAGAUUAUAAUCAGUAUUUUAUCUGCUAAUAAGCUUUGAUUCUUAACAUACUGGUAACCAGCUCUUUCUGCCAAAUUCCUGCCUAUUUGUGCUUUAUGGGUGCAUCAGUACUAAAUAACUUCUAAACUGGGCUUGGAUGAUCCAAAUGCAGUAUUAUACUCUGUGAUUUAUAAUGUGCCUGGUAUGUAAUUUUAGUGUUACGAUUUCAAAGUAACUCCUCUGAUUUGAUUGUUAAAUAUAAUUUAAUCUUUUUCAGUGGAUUUGAUAGUUACUUGGUGUUGUGACAAAACUGUAUCUGACACAAAUGACAUUUUCUAAAUAAAAACCUACUCUGAACAAA
Messenger RNA from Melopsittacus undulatus (budgerigar), 3180 nucleotides. RefSeq names its product Holliday junction recognition protein (gene HJURP). Bases 295 to 2619 code for a protein of 774 amino acids. The transcript is spliced from 15 exons. NCBI's taxonomy places the organism in Eukaryota, Metazoa, Chordata, Aves, Psittaciformes, Psittaculidae. Gene Ontology annotation, biological process: CENP-A containing chromatin assembly. The record is from RefSeq and is a predicted model, not a curated record. Gene Ontology annotation, cellular component: chromosome, centromeric region. Gene Ontology annotation, molecular function: histone binding.